Alexandromys fortis (reed vole) is the source of this 2992-nucleotide messenger RNA. Its product is annotated as high mobility group protein B1-like. The annotation marks the transcript as partial. Gene Ontology annotation, cellular component: nucleus. Gene Ontology annotation, molecular function: DNA binding, bending. The record is from RefSeq and is a predicted model, not a curated record. The transcript has a single exon. Gene Ontology annotation, biological process: regulation of transcription by RNA polymerase II. NCBI's taxonomy places the organism in Eukaryota, Metazoa, Chordata, Mammalia, Rodentia, Cricetidae.
AAAUAUGGUAUUUACUCACUCAUAAGUGGAUAUUAGAUGUAAAGUAAAGAAUAACCAAGCAACAAAUCACAGUUCCAGAGGAGCUGGUCACAAGGAGGACUCUAAGAGAGUCCCAUGGAUCAGCCUGAGAAGGGGACUGAAAGAUGAGAUCUCCUGACUAAACUGGAGAAAGACAAAGAGUGAAAAGGAGGGAAGGGGACUGAGAAUAAAGGGAGCGAGUGGUUCUCCGAUUCUUCUGCUCUUGGGAACCUUUUCCUCCUAUAUUGGGUUGCCUCCCCCAACCCUCAUAUGAGGACUUGUACCUAAUUUUAUUGUGUGGCUUAAAUGGUAGCCCAUUUCCUACUUUCUUUCAUUUCCUUUGCACACAUUCUUUUACAUUUAGUUUGUUUCAGAUAAAGGGGAGACCCACCACAGACGACAAGGAAAGAGUCACAGUCACUACCUCAGCAAGGAUCAGAGACAGUAUACUUCCUGCCCCAGUGUGCUUGCUCCUGUACCUAUGUGAGCAGCAGACUUGUAGUGGAGGCGUUAGUUUAAACAUUAGCUGAGAGAAGUCUAGUCUAAAAAUCUUAGAUCACAAGCCAGUGCUUCAGUGUGGAUACGUUUGAUGCCCUUCAGGCAGCGGGUCCUGAGACAGAGAGGAGGAUAGACUGGUGUGUUUGAGGGCCUGGAGGAGGCAGAGAGAAGAUGGGCUUUUGCAUUCUGGAAACCUCCAGUUCGGCCUCACUUUAUGAGUCAUUAUGUUGUAACCACAAGCGUAGGGAUAAUAUUGUUACUGAGAACAUAAACAAAAAAGAGAGAUUACGGAUAAAUAGAAAAAUCUUUCUUAAAACGGAAAGUUCUAGCAUCUAUAAAGUGGUACUGGGAAAAUCUGAUUAAAAGGUGAGAGCUCACAUUGUACUACCAUCUUACAGCUGGGUGCAUUUUGUGUGAGCCAAGAGAAAUUAUUUGAAGAGCCUUCUAUUCAGGGUCCUUGGAAGUACAUACCAAGUGAGGAGACUGUGCGAAGAGAAAAGAAAGAGGGAACUCUGCAAUAUUCUAGAUGGUCCCUCAAUUAGACUAUGAUAAAGUAUCUGUCCUCAUCCCAUGGAGCUCCACAUUCAAGAAGAUCCCUGAACUAGAAUACACUGAAAUAUGUUCUCAUCCCAUAGAGCUCCACAUUCAAGACGAUACCUGAACUAGAAUACACUGAAAUAUGUUCUCAUCGCAUAGAGCUCCACAUUCAAGACGAUCCCUGAACUAGACUACAUUGAAGUAUCUGUCCUCAUCACACAGAGUUGCACACACCACCACGCUCUCCCAUUUCCCCCAAGUCUGCUGAACAAAAGGAGUACAACCCUACAGGAAUGGAUCCCACAGCAGUAGAUCCUCCUCUCAACAGCCUUUUCUUGAGCUGACAGAACUCCAUUCAAGGAAAGCUGGACAUCUUGGUAUCACCAUUGAUGAACUCAUUGAUUUCUCAAGUCAUUCGUCAUGUACGGAUUUUGAUUGGUCAGUCAUGACGGGCCGUGGGGUAUCUUCCUUCCUGUCUGUGUGUGAAUGUGUGGAGAAUUAAAAACUGGCUGCUGCCCUUUAUUUAUGCAAAGCCACCUCAGAAUCCAGUUUACCCUGUGCUCUCCAGCUUCUCCCUUGGGAAAACCAUUCCCCACCCCCACGCCUUCACACACACCUUUCUGUUCCUCAUCUUCACCUGCUUCCCUCAGAUCUCCACUCUAUUAGAAAAGAUAAAUCUCUGCCUACAUAGACUUUUUUAUUUAAACAAAGUAACUGUUGUUUACAGUGAGUUUGGGGGGGGGAUGACUUUCCUGGUUCUUGAAUCACAGGAUGCCACAUUUCAUAACUAUUCUUAAUGGUUAAAUAUAAGUAAAAAAUUUUAAAAAAAAAACUGCCUUCUUUCUCAACAGACUAACAGAGGCCUUCCAAAUUCCCUAAAGGGCACACAUGCCUCUGCCUUCAAAGGAUUCCUCAGAACCUGUGGGUGCAGUAUCCUACCCCACGGAGAAAGCUGUUCAGAAUUGCCUUUUCAGUGUUCAAUAACCAGAAUCAGGAAGAAGAUUGGAAGGAAUAGAGAGGAGAGAAGGGGCCCAAAUAAUUGUCCUUGACCCUGCAUGUGCUACCGGCCAGAGGCACAGACUCACUUCCCUCCUAAUAAGACACAGAAAUAACAAGGGCACUUAGACCUGCUUUAGGUGCUAUGCACAGGAAGGUGCCAUAUGAAUGAUCAUAGAUCCCUCAUGAUCACUUCCACUAUGUCAGGAGUCACAAGCCUGGCAAAAGGAAGUGAAUUAAACUAUUUCUCAGAAUAGGAAAGGGCUAAAUCCUUCAUCAAAGUCAAAUUUCAGAACUGAGGGUUCCGGGAAACAGGCUGACUCAGGAUGCUAAUACCUUAUCUACAGUGAAGUAUCCCAGGUUACCAUAAACAGAAAAGUAAAAUAGUAACAAUAAUAAUAUGCUUGUUGAUUGCAGUACAUUGAGCUCCAUAGAGACAGCGCCGGGGCAAGCGAGAGCCAGACGGGCACUGGGUGACUCUGUGCCUCGUGGACGAAAAUCAACUAAACAUGGGCAAAGGAGAGCCUAAGAAGCCGAGAGGCAAAAUGUCCUCGUAUGCAUUCUCUGUGCAAACCUGCCGGGAGGAACACAAGAAGAAGCACCCGGAUGCUUCUGUCAACUUCUCAGAGUUCUCCAAGAAGUGCUCAGAAAGGUGGAAGACCAUGUCUGCUAAAGAAAAGGGGAAAUUUGAAGACAUGGCCAAGGCUGACAAGGCUCGUUAUAAAAAGAAAAAUGAAAACCUACAUUCCCCCCCACACACCAAAGGGGAGACCAAAAAGAAGUUCAAGGACCCCAAUGCACCAAAGAGGCCUCCUUUGGCCUUCUUCUUGUUCUGUUCUGAGUAUCGCCCCAAAAUCAAAGGAGAACACCCUGGCUUAUCCAUUGGUGAUGUUGCAAAGAAACUGGGAGAGAUGUGGAACAACACUGCUGCAGAUGACAAGCA